AUGAACGACCCGUGCGAAAGAAUCAUAAGAGAUCUGAAAAUAAAGAUCGUCGCGUGGUCUGACGUGUUGCAAACUAUUGAAACGUCCGGCGAACACGAUGACUUUCUGCAACGCUGUGAAAGCAAUGACCUUGUUCCCGGAGUUUAUGAAGCUAUUACUUUAUGGCGAAUUAAUCGUCACUAUUCGAAUUUCUUUGCAAUGUUUCUUCAAGGAGGUCUGAAGAUCUGGGAAUGUUCUAUCGAUAUGUGUGAAUUUCUCGCCGACCCUAUGAAUAUAGACAUGUGCGAGCACAAGCGGGUGUUGGAAUUGGGAUGUGGAGCAGGUAUUCCGGGUAUCGUUUGUUUGUUGAAAGGAGCUGUCGAAGUCUGCUUUCAAGAUUUUAACACAGAAGUCUUGAACUACUUUACGAAAGCCAACGUAGCACUGAACUGCGAUGACCCCGCUACGCGGACCAACUUUGUCGCUUCGGACUGGUCUAAACUGCACGAGACUUUAAACCACCGCAAGUUUGACCUAAUAUUGUCCUGCGAAACGAUCUACAACACUACAAACUACAGUGCACUUUACAACGCGUUUAGUGAAUACCUGGCACCGGACGGCACCUUCAUACUAGCAGCCAAAAACUACUAUUUUGGGAUCGGUGGCAGCAUAAAAUCGUUCGUACAGUUCGUCGAAUCGAGGAACAUCUUCCGGGCAGAGGUCGUCUGGAGGUCAACUGACGCAUCCAUCAGUCGACAGAUCGUUCGAUUUCGUCGUUAUGACCAUUGA
Soboliphyme baturini is the source of this 768-nucleotide messenger RNA. NCBI's taxonomy places the organism in Eukaryota, Metazoa, Nematoda, Enoplea, Dioctophymatida, Soboliphymatidae. The record is from the annotation of a GenBank genome assembly.